AUGUCAACCCCCCAAACCUUCACAACAAUUCCCAUCCUCCCCCUCUCGCAGGCCCUCGAUGCAGACACGAAGCCACAGUUUCUCGCCGACCUGCGGUCUGCGCUGCUGAAUGUAGGGUUCUUGUAUCUGAGCGAGACGGGUUUGCCGGAUGGGCUGGUGAGGGAUGUCAUUUCGGAGUGUGGGGGGUUCUUUGAGAGGUUGCCGUUGGAAGCGAAGGAGCAGAUCGAGAUGAAGAACCAGAAGAGCUUUCUAGGGUGGAGUCGGGUCGACAACGAAACUACAGCUUUCAACCCAGAUCACCGCGAGCAGCUAGAUCUCUCAACGCCUCAUCCCAUUCCAGGACCCGAAGCACCCACGUACCACAACCUUCUUGCACCAAAUCAAUGGCCGUCGACACAGUAUCUGCCAACCUUUCGACCUGUAUACGAAGACUACAUGCGUCGCAUGUCGCACAUCUCCACACUGUUCACCUCUCUGAUCGCUGAAGCCAUUGGGUUACCCUCUGACGCGUUCACAAAAUUCUUCGACAAGGACCAGCAGCACAAGCUCAAGAUCGUCAAGUACCCAGAGGUCGAUGUUCCUAAUCUGCCGGAGAACGCGACUGAGAUAGACAGAAAGAAGUGGGAGAUCAAACGACAGGGUGUGGGUCCGCAUAAAGACAGCAUGCUGACCAGCUACCUUUUGCAGGCGAGCAACCAGCUGGGCCUGCAAGCGCAGAACGCGAAGGGGGAAUGGAUCGACUGCAAGCCCAUUGCCGGUACGCUGGUAGUAGCCAUCGGGCAAGGUAUGGAAGCUUUAACUGACGGAGUCUGCGCGUCAACAACGCAUCGUGUGCUGAGCCCGAGGAAGGGCGAGGGCGCUCGCUACUCCGUCCCUUUCUUCCAAGGUGUGAGCUACGACGCGGAGUUUGAAGCAAUGGAUGUACCAGCCUCAGUCCUGAAGCUGCGCGACGAGGCCCGCAAAGCACGAAAGGAUGACGUCGAAUUCACCUUCGUCAAGGGACGAUGGGGCCACCUGGGUGAAGCAACAUUGAUGAACAGAGUGAAGUCGCACCCGGAUGUCGGCGAGCGCUGGUAUCCACAACUACUGCAGCAGGUUCGCGCGCAACAGGCGGCGCCAGUCAAAAUCGUCUGA
Messenger RNA from Dothidotthia symphoricarpi CBS 119687, 1134 nucleotides. Its product is annotated as Clavaminate synthase-like protein. Bases 1 to 1134 code for a protein of 377 amino acids. Lineage: Eukaryota; Fungi; Ascomycota; Dothideomycetes; Pleosporales; Dothidotthiaceae. The transcript has 2 exons. Gene Ontology annotation, molecular function: dioxygenase activity. The record is from RefSeq and is a predicted model, not a curated record.